Prionailurus viverrinus (fishing cat) is the source of this 1992-nucleotide messenger RNA. RefSeq names its product ring finger protein 122 (gene RNF122). The transcript is spliced from 6 exons. The record is from RefSeq and is a predicted model, not a curated record. NCBI's taxonomy places the organism in Eukaryota, Metazoa, Chordata, Mammalia, Carnivora, Felidae. Bases 440 to 907 code for a protein of 155 amino acids.
AAGGGAGGGGGGUGUGCGCAGCCCGUGUCAGUUUCGGAGUCCUGGCGGCUCACCUUCGCGCCAAGGAUUCUGAGCCGAGGCUCCCGGUGAAGCUUUUCCCUCCUCUGCGAACCGGGCCCUCCACCCUGUUCUGUAGCGCCCUGCAUCUCCCCCAGCUCGGGGGCCCUUCCUGCAUUUCCUCGGCGGUGCGUUGAUCCUGGGGACUUUCUGUUUGUUUGUUUUCCCCUUUUCCCUCUUUGUUGCUCCGAAACCAUUCAAGCCGAACCCCCCCCCCCCACCACCACCACCCCGGAGGGCGUUCGACUUGUGAAGAAAGGCGGCUGCCGCGGACAGCACCGGCCCCUCCUGCGGACCCGAAAGCCGGUGCGCCCACCCCGUCUGCCCUACCCGCCGGCCGCCUGCGUUCGUUCGCCGGAGGAAGCCAGCCGAGAAUUCAUUGAUGCACCCAUUCCAGUGGUGUAACGGGUGUUUUUGUGGCCUGGGACUGGUUAGCACCAACAAGUCCUGCUCAAUGCCACCCAUCAGUUUCCAAGACCUUCCCCUCAACAUCUACAUGGUCAUCUUUGGCACAGGCAUCUUCGUCUUCAUGCUCAGUCUCAUCUUCUGCUGCUAUUUUAUCAGCAAACUCCGGAACCAGGCACAGAGUGAGCGAUACGGCUAUAAAGAGGUGGUGCUUAAAGGUGAUGCCAAGAAGUUGCAGUUAUAUGGGCAGACCUGUGCAGUCUGUCUGGAAGACUUCAAGGGGAAGGACGAGCUAGGUGUGCUCCCAUGCCAACAUGCCUUUCACCGGAAGUGUCUGGUGAAGUGGCUAGAAGUACGCUGUGUCUGCCCUAUGUGUAACAAGCCCAUUGCUGGGCCCUCAGAGGCCACUCAGAGCAUUGGAAUCCUAUUGGACGAGCUGGUGUGAAUGCUGCCUCUACACCAAGGCCUGGAGAAGACCGCUUGCCUCAUGGGUGCCUGGCCCUUCCACACAGCUACGGGUGAACAAGACUGGUGGGUGGUGACUGAUGUGCUUACCUGAAGGGGCAGUAAUGCAGGGCUGGGCUCCCACAAUCAGGGGGAGGCCUGAGUCGCCCCACCUUUCUGCCUCCUGAAGCCUUCUUCAGCUACUCAGCACCUGCUACUCAGCACUGGCGGUGUCACCCAUCAAGAACGCUGUAUCCUGGUUCGGACUGUCUACCUGCCUGUCCCUGUGGGGGAAGCUGGGGAAGGCAAUCCACCCCUAUCUGGCCGAGAACUUGGAGUUCACCCCUUAGGAGGACUGGCUGCCCUGACCUAGAAGGGAGGAGAUGGGCCCUGCCCCACCUGUAACCUGCCUCCCCUCGUCGCUCCUUCCACAGGAAGGGGAGAAGGGGAGGAAGGAACCAUCAAGGAACCAAGUGCCUCCAGUGCAAGCGAGGGAGGCUCUGUAGGAAAUCAGGAAGAACAGGGACAUGGAAAAAGGAAAGUCAAUGUUUACAUGGGGCCUAUGGAAAUAAAGGCUUGGCCUGUAGGCCUGCUGACCACAGGGUAAUGGGGGGCGGAUGCCUUCCCUCUGCUAGGAUCUGAGGUGCUAUCCAUUCACUGUCUUCCUCAGCUGAUCUCAGAGCGUCCUAUUCCGUUUUGGGGUUAUAGUACCCCUCCAGAGGAAGGGCUUAUUUUACACUCAAAUGAAUUCCCAGGGGCUUUUUCUAAAGGAGCAAAAGGGGCCUGGGGAUGGGGGUGUCUGAAGGUUAAGGUGGCAACAGAUACCUUCUUCCCCUUUGUAAAUAGUAUUUUUAUACUUCAUCCUCACCAUCUCAGGCUUUAUACAUGGAAUCCCCUGAAUGGAGGGGGUAGGGUUUCCUCUCUCCUCCCCCCCCCCCCCAGAAUAGGUGAGGGUGGGAGAAAGGUAUGUAUUUAAAGAAAAUUAAAUUUAAUAACAAGUUUCUCUUUUUGCCUGUGGUUGUGGCCUGUGUCUCUUGGCCCUUUUCUGCCAGCAGAGAAAACAAGUUCUCUACCCGCCUCUCGCUU